Molecule: messenger RNA, 660 nt
Organism: Peromyscus californicus insignis
Lineage: Eukaryota; Metazoa; Chordata; Mammalia; Rodentia; Cricetidae
Product: putative vomeronasal receptor-like protein 4
Exons: 1
Coding region: 1-660 (219 amino acids)
Biological process (GO): G protein-coupled receptor signaling pathway
Cellular component (GO): membrane
Molecular function (GO): pheromone receptor activity
Source: RefSeq, a predicted model, not a curated record
AUGAAGUGGAGUAACAUUAUCCAGACAAUAAUCUUCCUUUGUCUUAUUGGGCCUGGAAUUGUGGGGAAAAUCCUAAUGUUUGUGAGACAGGUAUACACAUCUGCCUUGGGGACUGAGAAAAAGCCUGUGGACCUCAUUCUCAUCCACUUGGCAUUUUCUAAUAUGAUUAUUAUUUGUACCACGGGGAUCAGAGACAUAGCCACAGUGUUUUAUUUCAGAAACUUCCUCGGUGAUACUGGCUGUAAAGCUGUGGUUUAUCUGGCAAGGAUGGCCCGGGGCCUCUCCAUCUGCACCACCUGUCUCCUCAGCGUGGUCCAGGCUGUCACCAUCGGUCUCGGGAUCACCAGUUGGAGAAAGCUCAAACCACAGACCUCAUGGCAAGUUCUUAUCUAUGUCUUGCUCUUUUGGAUUUUUAAUGCCCUCACAAGUUUCAACUUGUUGUACUAUGUAGCAGCAGGCAGCGGCUUGAACAGAUCUGGAGUUGCAGGGUAUAUUGGAUAUUGCUAUAUGCUGCCAUCCGUGGACACAGUCAAGUGGCUUUUCCUCUGGCUCAUGGCUGUUCGGGAUCUCAUCUUUCAGAGUCUCAUGGGCUGGAGCAGUGGGAUUAAAGGCGUGUGCCACCACCGCCCGGCGAAUCUUUCUUAUGAGUGGACAAGGUGA